Messenger RNA from Myotis myotis, 673 nucleotides. It is a transcript of the gene BLOC1S1, whose product is annotated as biogenesis of lysosomal organelles complex 1 subunit 1. The transcript has 4 exons. The record is from RefSeq and is a predicted model, not a curated record. Lineage: Eukaryota; Metazoa; Chordata; Mammalia; Chiroptera; Vespertilionidae. Gene Ontology annotation, biological process: endosomal transport. The coding region runs from base 251 to 571 and encodes 106 amino acids. Gene Ontology annotation, cellular component: BLOC-1 complex.
AGAAGAGGAGGCGAGAGGCCAUCUCUGCAGCGACCUGCCUGACAGAAGCUCUGGUGGACCACCUCAAUGUGGGCUUACGGUCAGGAGAGGCUGAGUCAGCUCUGACCCUCAGCACGUCAGGGAAGAGCAGCCAGCUCUGUCCCUCCUCACAGUGACCUCCCUGUGCCCACCACCUGAUGCCCUCCGCCCACCUCCUCGCACCCCUCAGGCCAGCUGUCGCUUUGGUGGGAGGGCGGUGCCCUCCUUCACCAUGGCUGACUGCCUUCUCCACCGCCCACCCUCUGGCCGGCCCGGGGAGCAGCUGGCAGGAAAGAGACGGCACAGCUGUGUGGCCCAGGCCUACAUGAACCAGAGAAAGCUGGACCAUGAGGUGAAGACCCUACAGGUCCAGGCUGCCCAAUUUGCCAAGCAGACAGGCCAAUGGAUCGGGAUGGUGGAAAACUUCAAUCAGGCACUCAAGGAAAUCGGGGAUGUGGAGAACUGGGCUCGGAGCAUUGAGAUGGACAUGCGCACCAUUGCCACUGCCCUGGAGUAUGUCUACAAAGGACAGCUGCAGUCGGCCCCGUCCUAGCCCCUCUCCCCCCCCUGCCUCGCUCCUACCCCCUCCGCCUCCCCUGGGGCAGGAGGGAGGCUGGCAGCCACAAAUAAAACACAAGCCUCAGUUUCUCUGUGA